Oncorhynchus keta (chum salmon) is the source of this 2914-nucleotide messenger RNA. Its product is annotated as coiled-coil domain-containing protein 146-like. The record is from RefSeq and is a predicted model, not a curated record. Gene Ontology annotation, cellular component: cytoskeleton. Lineage: Eukaryota; Metazoa; Chordata; Actinopteri; Salmoniformes; Salmonidae.
GGGCCACUAUGAGCCAAGCUGGGGAGCAGACCAACCCACCCAGUGGAGGAGGUGAGGAGGAGACUACUCCUUUAUCAGCCCUGGCUCCUGAUGCUGCCCUACAGGAGGAGAGCCUGGCCCUGGGCCCCACUCACGUCUCUGCCAUCCCAGCCUUCCAGUGCUUAGACCAGCUGUUCUCUACUGGCAAGAUCAGCGGGACCAAAGCAGCGACGCUCAAAGCCAGUUUCAGCCUGCUCCAUGACACCUUGAAGAGCUCUCAGCAGUCAGAGAUCCGGCUGCUGCAGGAGGCCAAGCAGUUCAGAGCAGAGCUGGAGCGCCAGCAGCGAGAUCUGGAGACGGCUGAGCAGUUCCCUGAGGGGCCGGACACAGAGGUCAGCCGCAUGAGACAGCAGCUCCUCAAGUUCCACAACGACCUGCGACAGGCAGAGGAGAGGGACUACCAGAUGAACUACCAGCUAGAGUGUCUCACAGAAGAGAAGCUUUGCCUGGAGAAAGAGUAUGAGUCUCAACCCAAACCAGUUGAGCUGGAGAAGCGUGCGAAGGCCCUGAAGGACAGCAGUGAGGAGCUGAGGAAGGAGGUGUCUCAGAGGAGACAGGAGAUACACAGCCUGCUGGAGGACAUGGAGGCCAGACACAAACUGAUGACCAGGGAGCAGAGAGAACUGGACCACAAGAAGGACAGCAUAGUAAACAACCAGGCUGAGUUGGCCCAGCUUCUGUCUGUUCCUGGCCAGUUGGGGAAGGAGAUUGAGAGGAUCAACAGGAAAAAGAUGGAGGUUGAGAAAAGUAAGGCGGCCCUAGACGAGCAGCUGUCUGAGGUGGCGGCUCUGCAGAAGAUGACAGAGGCCCGCUGUCGCUCCCUGGAGGAGGAGAAGAGGGAGGUGAGGAGGCAGGUGGAGGGGCGCAGGGCACACCUGGAGGCUGCCGAGAGGGAACACAGCAUGCUGCAGAAAGAGCAGGAGAUGACCAAGGAGAAGGAGGUCAUUAUGAUGGGACAGAGAGGUAUGCUGGACAUCAAUACAGGCCACUGCAUCAUGGAAAGGAAGACCGUGCAUGAGAACCUGUCACAAAAGCAGCGUGAGAGGGACCGGCAGCUCAGAGAGCUGAAGAAGGUGGAGCUGCAGCUCAAACAGGCCCAGGACGCGCUGGUCUACACUCAGCUACUGCAUGACAAGACCAAGUCUACAAGGGAUGUCAAACCCAAAAGUGACAGGAUUCUGAAGACAAGACAGGAGUUACAGUUAGAAGUGGACAAGCUGAAGAGAAACUUGAUCCAUCAGCAACCAGUAGCGGAGGUGGAGACCCAGCUGAUAGAACAGUGUGUGGAACAGGAACAGGAGCUGAUGAGACAGUCUCACAGACACAGAGAGGAGCUCCACACCCUCAGCUGUCUGACUCAGAUCAAAGCUGAUGAGAGAGAGCAGAAGUCCAGGGACCGCCACAGGGCUGAGCAAAGAUAUCAUCGCAUCAAGCAAGAGCUGAGAGGCAAGAGUCUGGUGAUCCAUGAACUCAAGAAGCAGAACCAGGAGGUCCAGUCCAGGCUUGGUGUGUUUGCCAAGCUGUACGACAACAUCAAGGGUGAUAGGAACAAGUGUAUGAACCUGAUCCAGAUGGCCUCCCAGAGAACGGCUGAGAUGAGAGAGAAGUUCAAGAUCCUGGACAACGAGAUUGAGAUCCUCAGAACCAACGCCAUCAACAAAGAGAAGCUGCUCCAGAAGUCCCGUCUGAAGCACUUCCACAGCCACACCAUCAGAGACAGCCUGAGGAACGAUAUCUCCAAGGUGACCCUGGUGCUUCAUGAGAUGAGACAGAAGAGGGAGGAGCAGAAGCUGAACUUGGGCCGGCUGACCCACAUGAUCAACUACCAUGAACAGAACCUGCUACAGAUGAGGAAGAGCCACGACAACGCCGUGCAGAGUCGCAAUGACAGAGGGGUACAGUUGCUGGAGCGUGAGGAGGAGAUGUGUAUUUUCUACGAGAAGGUGAAUGUUCAGGAGGGCCUGAUCAGAGACGGUAACAUAGAGAUGCAGGCGCUGGAGGAGGAGACGCGCUGCCUGCAGAUGAUCACCAAGGAAGAAGGAAGACAGACAGCCCUCAGCAGGAAACUGGUGCCCUGCCAGAGGAGACUGAAGGGAGAGAGCACCAUGCUGCAGAUACAGCUGUCAGAGUGUAAGGAGCGUAUGUUGGAGCUAGAGAAGGCCUUGGAGGAUCCAGGACAGGAGAACAGGGCCAGAGAGCGAGGGAACGACCCAUCUCCUGUUGAACUCAUCCAGAAGAUAGAACAGCUGGAGGUUGGCUUGGCGGAGCGGGAAGAGCUGCUCCUGGAGAAGGACUUGGUGUUUGAGCAGGUGACCCGGAUCUCUCAGCGAAUAAGAGCGAAGGCCGAGAACGGCAAGCAGGACACACUGCAGCUAGCCAGAAGUCGGGGUAGAGGAUCUUGGAGCGUGGUGGCCCCAUGUGCCUGGGUGCAGCCUAGCAGACUGACUGCCCUCCUCACCGGCUCCCUGCAGGGCCCAGCCCAGUGUCUCCUGGAUGAAGUAUCACCUGCCCACCAGGCCAAGACUGAGCUGAAGGAGAGGGAGCUGUUCCUGGACACCUGCCACCGGCGCCUGGACCAGGGUCUGCCCCCCUCUGAAGACCUGGAGCAGGAGUGGCAACACAUCCUCAGGGAUGAGCAGCGCAGGCAGGCCGACCAGCAGGAGAAAGACAGGCUGGUGGAGGAGGAGGAGAGGUCCCAGCUCCCUAGUGGGGUGUACACCACGGCCGAGGCCCGACCCACGCCUACAUCCCCCUGGGGGGACACCCUGCCCCUGCCCAAGCCCUACGGAGCCCUGGCCCCCUUCAAACCCUCUGAGCCCGGCACCAACAUCAGACACAUUCGCAAGCCUGAACCAAAACCCAUUGAGAUAUAGAC